AUGCUUCUGUCAUUCAUCAUCCUCACCGUUUCGACAUUCGCCUUCUGCAUUGCAGCCUCCACCUCUGCAAAGUCGGUGCACUAUGUGGUGCAGGAGGAGUGUGGGCCCGGGACGUACAUCGGGAACCCCAUUCGGGAUGCCAAUAUCCAAAAUGGAAAUAAGCAACCCCUCUUCAUCAAGCUGAUGUACGGUAAAAAAGAGGAUUUUGCAUUGAACGAAACUACAGGAGAUUUGCGUACCACUCGGCAUCUGGAUCGAGAAGCUCUGUGUGGUCGUGGCGUGCGACCACAAAGAGAGUUUAAUCCAUUGCCUUCACAACGAUUAGACAACAUCAAAACUGCCAAGGACAUUAGGUACGCCAAUGUGGCCAUUUCCAUCGCCGCGUCAUCACAGAAGUGUCAAGUAGAGUUGAGUAUGGUGGUGCACAGUGGAGACAAGCUCUUUGAGACCUGGAUCAACGUUCACAUUAUUGUGCAAGACUUGAAUGACAACCGGCCCUACUUUGAAGAAGAGUCCUGGAACCUUACAUUGAGUGAACUAACCUCUGUUGGUGCCACGUUCCAACUUCCGCAGGCUGUAGAUUUAGAUGAAGCAGAACGUUCCGUCUUGCGCUACGGUUUGGUCGACGAGAGCUCGCCCUCCUGUCGAAAUCACUUUUCUAUCACAUGCCAGUCUGAGAUAGUCUCCUGUGAUCUUCAUCUGGUUCUUGAGAAACCUGUAGACUUUGAAUUGUGCCAGCACCAUCAUCUGAUCCUUUUUGCAGAGGACUCUGGCUCUACAGAGGCCAUUUUGCCUAUUCGCGUCAAUGUAAAAAAUGAAAACGAGUACCAACCUCGUUUCAUACAAUCCACAACCCAAUUAAGCAUCCCCCGAGAUAGCCAGUUUAGAAUUCCAAUAACCAAAUUUCAUGCAGUGGAUAAAGACGCAGGGAAGGAUGGUGAAAUCAUUUUCUUAACGAACUCAACCUACUUUGAGGUGACUGAUGGGAAGUUAAUGCUUACGAAAAGUCUGCUGCACUACCCAGAGAAGAGAAUGAAAGUUUUUGUGACUGCCACCGAUGCGGGAAAUCCACCACUUCAGUCAACCCUAGAGUUGACUAUCGAAAUAACCGGUGAGGAGACGGAAGCACAACCUGGUAAGAUUUUCGUCAAACCGCUUGGAGGGGAAACUAUUAGUGGCUCCGAUGCACCCAUCAUGCUUCCCAAUUCUGCAGAGAGGGACACACUAGUUGCUUUAGUCUGGACUGAAGGUGGCACCCCUAAAGUUUCAUGCUCCUUGCAUCCCGUUCUUUCUCACUUUUCCCUUGAAAAUGCCGGUCUCCUUAUGGGCAAACCCACGUUUACCCUGAAAGUUAGCAGGCCAUACAACUUUUCACAAAAAUUCGACAUCAUGCGAAACCGUGUUGAGGCCCAGGAUGUUCGUGUCAUUUGUGGUAGCAGUCAAUUAAGUCUUCGUGUCCGUUUAGCACCUCCACCGGGACAACAAUUUCGAUUUGCCCAGAAGGAGAUUCACUUGUCUAUUGAAGAAUCCUCUAGUCCAAUUAUCGGUUUCUAUACUCUCAAACCCCUGAAUGGAGUCGGUGAGGUACAUUUUGGGAAGGAUCGCAACUCCCUUGAAUGCGCACGGGUACACGUGAACUCGAAAACAGGAGUCUUAUCAAUUCCCCACGGGAUUGAUCGCGAAGUCACGCCGGAAUUGCGUUGUCGUUUCUCCGCCUUCGAUAGUGACCAACCUCCGAAUCGGAUUCGAGUUGAUAUAGUGAUAGUCGUGAAGGAUAUCAACGACUGCGCACCAUCCUUAUCCCGCUUGCACUACUCUUUACCGGAAUAUGAUGGCUUAGUUGAAACUGCUGGCCUUCCUGCUUGGGUGUCACUUCUCAAACUUGAUGCUCUUGAUCCUGAUGCAGGAUUGAAUGGAUCUGUUCAUUUUGAGCUGAGAAGUGUGAAAACCCUCGGCAACGGCUCUAACAACGAUCGUAUUCCCGAAUUUCGUUUAUCCACCGAGUCUGGUGAAGUUUCUAUUAAAGGGAAAGAUUAUCCCCUUUUGGAUAGGGAGGAAAUCUCAGAAAUAAUGCUAUUUGUAUACCUUUAUGAUUUGGGCAGUCCCUUCCGACUCUCGGCUACAUAUGAGGUCAAGCUUACUUUGGAGGACGUUAACGACAACACUCCGAUGUUCUUUGAUGUUGAGGGCGAGGCGCUCCUUCGAAACAUGCCCUGGUAUCGCUCAACAGAUCCUCCACCUGGAUUUUGGACUCAAAUUCGCAUCUACGAUCCCGAUCUGGGAGAAAAUGGAACUACCUCGCUGUCGGUACUUGAAAAACCACCUGAGGACUCCACAGAUCCCACUUUACGUCCACAUCAAGUGACCCUCUUCAAGGAUGGCCGCUUAUGGGUAGCAGAGGAGUUGACAAAGGGCAUAGCUUUUCAAGUGGUCUAUCUCCGUGCGGUUGACAAAGGCUCCCACCGCCAGCUUCACAGCGAGGCCAAACUUGUAGUUGAUCCCGAGAGUGAUCAGCAUGGUCGUAACCAGUUAAAACGUCCAAUGUUUGUGCAUAGCAACAGCUACAGUGCAGGACGUUUCAUGCAAAAGUUGGUGCGUCUCAAAAGCACUUCCCCGUCCUCCCUUGAUGCUAUGACCAAGGCUCACAUCAUCCUCCUCAUUGUCGGUGUCAGUCUGAUCUGUUGCAUUCUGGCGAGCACCUGCGUUGCUUGUGUGGUCCUACGAAAGUGA
Messenger RNA from Hydatigera taeniaeformis, 2730 nucleotides. The record is from the annotation of a GenBank genome assembly. NCBI's taxonomy places the organism in Eukaryota, Metazoa, Platyhelminthes, Cestoda, Cyclophyllidea, Taeniidae.